Molecule: messenger RNA, 989 nt
Organism: Cynoglossus semilaevis (tongue sole)
Lineage: Eukaryota; Metazoa; Chordata; Actinopteri; Pleuronectiformes; Cynoglossidae
Product: leukocyte surface antigen CD53-like
Exons: 7
Coding region: 187-885 (232 amino acids)
Cellular component (GO): plasma membrane
Source: RefSeq, a predicted model, not a curated record
CUACUGUGAAAAUGUCAACAUUGUCAUCUGUCCUGAGUGUUUUCACACCAAACACUGAUGAUACUGUAAACACAGCAGCAGCACUAUGUCCCACACACUGUCUGAGUUGUGCUGUUAUUGUGUUGGAGUGAACCCUAUUCGUCAACACCAUUUUCUCUGAGUGUGGAAGAAUAAUUUUUAGAGACCAUGAAUGCUUCCUGUGUCCAGUGUCUGAAGACUCUGAUCGUCUGCCUCCACUUCCUCUGCUGGCUGUGUGGUGCCUUCGUGGUGGCCUUUGGAGAAUUCCAGAUGGUGCAUUCCAGAUUUGCUUCCCUAGUCACCACCUUCUGGCCCAUCUACCCAGCCAAUACCCUGGUUGUCACUGGGACCAUCGUUACCUGUGUGUGUUUUCUGGGCGUUCUAGGGUCCAUGAAGGAGAACCGCUGCAUGAUCAUCACUUUUUUCCUGACGCUGUUUAUACUGAUCUUAGUGGAACUGGCCAUGGCCCUGGUCUUCCUGGUCUACAGCAGAGAGAUUGACAAAUAUUUUGAGAAAGACUUGAUGAAAAGUUUACAGAUCUACAGAGAAUCCAAUCCAGGAGAAAACGUGAUCAUCAAAGACGACUUUGACGACGUUCAACAUAUAUUCCAGUGUUGCGGAGUCCACGGUGAGUCUGACUGGCUGGGAAAAGUUCCAAUCUCCUGCUGUGUUGAAGAUCCAUGUGACGUCAUCACUCAUAGCAACUGGCAGGAGGGUUGUCUAUUUCUACUGAAGGACUGGUUUUCUAGAAACUACCUGAGCACUGGAGCAGGUGUCAUCACCAUGUUCAUCAUACAGUUGGUGUGUAUUUGUGUCACCUUCCCGCUCUUUUGUCACAUCAGCAGACGUGGACUUGGAUAUCAAUAAAAAAUUAAUAAACUUAAUAUUUAUUUUUCACAUCUUGCUUUAUACUACUAAUUUAUGUCAGGAAACUUUUUCUUUUAGAUAGGACUGUAAAAUAUGCUGUUAGU